AUGCCGAAAAGAAAAAGCCUCUCUACGGCAACAAAUGGACCAGCUGUUACGACGGUUCCCAUACCGCCACCUGGUAUCGGAAUUGAUGAAGCUGCUCCCCCACCUCCAAAGCGUAGAGCUAGCGGAAGAAGGGUCUCGCAGCUUGCAACGGGCUCCACGAACCCGAAUAAGAACGCCAACGUGCUUGAUGGGCCGCAAGCGCUACGUGCAUCGCCGGAUGCAGAUGAGAAAGAUGAGCGCAUGGACGUCGAAAAUGCAGGCAUGAACGCUGAAAAACAGAUCAAAAAGGAGGAUCCUCUGGAGGAGGGUGUCCCCAAGACCAAAGCGAAACAAAAUGCGAAGAAAAUUUCAAAACCUGCAGCUGAAAAGGAAGUCUUGAAUACUCCAAAGAUCAAGGAAACGAAUGAGCCAAGCGCUAGCAGUGAGCCAAAGUUUCUCGAUCCAGAAGCCGACGGCGGUGAGGAGGAGGCAGGCGAGGAGGAACUGCAGGCAGCCUUAUCGAGACCUCCUCCCGUACAUAGCGAUUAUCUACCUCUGCCGUGGAAAGGACGAUUAGGCUACAAUCGCCAUCCUUUGAAGGACCCUAAUGCGCCACCACACGCAACAAAGAACAGACCAGACCGAGAGCUGCCAGCUGAUAUUGCCAGAGGACAGCAAUUCGUGGAGAGUUUAGGCAAGGCAAAUGCCAAAGACAUUGUCAAGAUGCUGAGGUGGAAUGACAAGUAUGGCAUCAAAUUCAUGCGACUGAGUAGCGAGAUGUUCCCCUUUGCAAGCCAUGAAGAGUACGGCUAUAAGCUUGCACCUUUUGUCUCAGAAGAGUUGGCUGAAGCUGGAAGAGUGGCAGCUGAGUUGGGGCAUCGACUGACGACGCAUCCUGGCCAGUUAGGGUCUCCAAGGAAGCAAGUCAUUGACAAUGCUAUCCGCGAUCUUGAAUACCACGCCGAGUUGCUCGACCUUCUAAAGCUUCCGCCACAGCAAGACCGAGAUGCAGUAAUGAUCCUGCAUUUAGGCGGUGUCUUCGGUGAUAAAGAAGCUACCCUGAAUCGCUUUCGUGAAAAUUACGCAAGGCUGGCUGACAACAUCAAGAAGCGGCUCGUCUUGGAAAAUGACGAUGUCAGCUGGUGUGUGCAUGAGCUUCUUCCUCUAUGCGAAGAGCUUAACAUUCCAAUGGUUCUUGACUUCCAUCAUCACAACAUCAUCUUUGAUGCCAAUCAGAUUCGAGAGGGGACCAAGGGCAUCAUCGAUGUUUUCCCACGCAUUCUUGCGACAUGGAAGCGGAAGAAUAUCACCCCAAAAAUGCAUUACAGUGAGCCGACACCAGAAGCAAUUACUGGCCGUCAGAGGAGAAAGCACAAUCCACGAGUAGCAACACUACCACCAUGUCCCCCAGAUAUGGAUCUCAUGAUCGAGGCCAAAGACAAAGAGCAAGCAGUCUUCGAGCUCAUGCGUACUUUCAAAUUACCAGGUUUCGAUUUGAUCAACGACAUCAACCCCCAUCAACGGAAGGACGACAACAAGCCCGUCACUACACCUAAGAAAAAGCAACCCAAGAAAUCAAAGAAAGUCAAAAGCGAGGACGACGCUGCAGACGAUAUCUCCGAAAUAGCCGAAGAGCCCAUUCAGCAAGUCAUCCCCGAAGAAGAAGUCGGCAUGGGCGGUCCAGACCGCCGGGUCUAUUGGCCUCCAGGUCAAGAGCACUGGCUGCGACCCGUCAAACGCGUCGUGAAGAAGAAGGAACCCAAUCCAGAAGGCGAAACGGACAAGAAACUGACGCCGGCGCAAAAGAAGAAAGCCGCUGCUGAGGCCGCUGAAGAGGGCGCAAAGGUCGAAGAAGAGGUCUACGGCAACGGCGUAAAGAAUGAAGACGAAUCAAUCGCCGCAACGCCAACGCCUGCGAGCAAGAAGAAGCAAGUGCCUGCUGCGAAGGGGGCGAAAACCAAUGGAGCAAAAGCUAAACCUGUGAAGAAAGUUGUCAAGAAAGAAGCUACGCCGACGCUGACGGAGGAAGAUGAUGAGGAAAGCGAGCUUUCGGACCUUGAGGACUCGGACCUGGAAGAGGCGCUGAAGCCGAAGAGGGCUAGAACUCAGGUGAAUGGGGUAGCAAAGGGAGGCAGUCAGAGGCAGAGUGGGAGGGCGAAGAAAGUCAGUAAUUAUGCUGAGGGAUCGGAUGAGGAGGUUUGA
Bacidia gigantensis is the source of this 2181-nucleotide messenger RNA. RefSeq names its product UV-damage endonuclease (gene MUS18). The transcript is spliced from 3 exons. NCBI's taxonomy places the organism in Eukaryota, Fungi, Ascomycota, Lecanoromycetes, Lecanorales, Ramalinaceae. Gene Ontology annotation, molecular function: endonuclease activity. Gene Ontology annotation, biological process: mitochondrial DNA repair; response to UV; nucleotide-excision repair. Gene Ontology annotation, cellular component: nucleus; mitochondrion. The coding region runs from base 1 to 2181 and encodes 726 amino acids. The record is from RefSeq and is a predicted model, not a curated record.